Molecule: messenger RNA, 1404 nt
Organism: Hyaloscypha bicolor E
Lineage: Eukaryota; Fungi; Ascomycota; Leotiomycetes; Helotiales; Hyaloscyphaceae
Product: Clavaminate synthase-like protein
Exons: 2
Coding region: 131-1231 (366 amino acids)
Molecular function (GO): dioxygenase activity
Source: RefSeq, a predicted model, not a curated record
CGAAUUCUUAAGUGGUGCCGAUAAAAUCAAUAGCCUUGGAAGCUACUUUCUAUAUCUGAUUAUUUCCACUAUUUGACAUUAUUCAAGGCAUCACUAUCACUUUGUUUGGUCCAUCUCCAUUUUAUCGAAAAUGCCCACCCAGGCCUACUUUGACAAAUACCCCUCCUUUCCUAGCGACGUUUCAGUUGUUAAGCUUCCCCGGUUGUCUUUUGCAAAGCUCCUGGCACAGGAAGAGGGCGAGUCCGAUGCUCUGUUCGAGGCAUGCAGAGCUAUAGGUUUCUUCCUGCUCGACUUUAGGUGCUGUCCUGAGGGCGAAGCAUUCCUCGAGAAGGCAGAGACUAUGUUUGACAUUAAUCAGGAAGUCUACGCCCUAGGCUUUGACGAGCUGAUGCAAUACGCUUACCGGCCGUCACACUCACUAUUUGGGUACAAAUGCAUUGGCGAUAGUAAAAUCGAAGAUAAUAAGCCUGACCGCCAUGAGUUCUAUAAUAUAAGCCAGGACGAUAUGACGGGUAUCUCCAAAUUAUCAAACCCACCCUGCAUCGAGGCUCAUCGUCCUGGCGUCAAGGCUUACAUUGAGCAAGCAUACUCUAUUGUUUCGCUUAUCUGCUCUCACCUCGACACCCAACUCCGUCUCACCCCAGGUACACUCGCCUCGCUUCAGCCUAUGAGCCUCUCGUCAGGCACGGCACUCCGUAUGCUGCGCUACCCGUCGCAGCCAGUGGGUGAUCGGCGCACUAGCCUACGAGGCCACACAGACCUUGGGACACUUACCAUCCUCUUUAAUAUCACCGGCGGUCUACAGCUGCUGCUUCCAGGUACAGACCCACGCGACGAGAGCAGUUGGGUCUAUGUUCAACCUGUCCCCGGGUGUGCGAUUGUUGGUCUCGGCGAUACUAUGGUCCAGUGGAGUGCUGGAAUUCUGCGGAGCAAUAUGCACCGCGUGACUUUUGCUCCGGGCGAACAGGGCGAAGUCACGAGGUAUAGUCUUGCAUACCUGGUACGGCCAUAUAGCGAGGCACCAAUGAAGAGACUUUCUGGGGGAAACAGUUUAAUUCCAGAACUAGAGGAAGGAGAAGAGGAUACCACGAUAAAUGCCCGCGAGUGGGAAGCGCGCAGAGUUGCAGCCUUGAGGAAAGGGCAGGAUAAUACGCGCAGCAAGGGUGGUAGGGAGAUUAAAUUGGAAGAUAAGAACAAGGUCUCAGCAGUGAUUGUUGGUAGGGCGGAAUGAGUGAUUUGUGAGCUUAAUAGAAUAGCAGCGAAGCAUCGAUCCUUCGCCGCUGGCCUUUUCUUUCAUAUCUAAUAUGUUUUCCAAAGGACCUAAUAGAGCGCUGGAAGGAAAGUUUGCUACAGUAGCGCAAAUAGGAAGUCGUACAUGUUGAGCAACUUUAACAACAUUUUUAC